CAUGGGGCGGAAUUAUGCGCAGGAAUGACUCAUCAAGCUCACCUUAACUUCACCAGUGGAAGUUCCACUAGACACAAUUCACUACUUUGUCAAAUUCCCCGGUUUACGCGCGUCACAAAAACGGCAAAUCAGCAGCUGUUUAGCCAAUUCAAAUAAAUAGCUAAUCAUUCAAAAGAGUAAAAUGUCGAAAGACUACGGGUUUUCCAACUUUACGAAAAAAUAUACGAGACCCAUUUGGAAACAUUUGCCGUCCUCUACGGUCCGUCUCAACGGGUCAAAUUUUGUCCCCGCAACGUACCCCCGACACGAUGACAACUUUCCCCUGAAAAUUGAGGGGGAUAACUCAUCCCCAGAAUUAUCAAGGUCGUCUUGCUGCUCGAUCUGCCCCGCAUCGACAAAUCUGCGUCCUCUCGCCCUCCAGGAAGUCGAAAUUCUUGCCAAAUUCGUCCUAAAUCAGGAGCAAAUUUCUCUCAUUUUACAAACUGACCAUCAUCCGCCAAUUCUUUGUUGUAAAAUUUGCUCCUCCGCGAUCCACUCCUUGGCCAAGUUGUCCACGCAGAUCGAAAACAUCGCCGUUUUUCUACGCGCCUCCAUCUCUAUCGGGGACGGACUGUUCAAUAAAGGGCGAAAUCAGUGAACAAUUAAACAAUGAAUACGUUGAGGAGGAAGAAGAAUUCGCCUUAAAAGUUCAGCCGGCCUAUGCCGACGUCGACGACGAAAUCAUGUCCGAUCCUCUCUACGAAGUGGACAUGCCGGAAGGUGAGGACGACCCCAAUAUUGCGAAUUCCCAUGCCGACUCCCAAAAAUCAAACUUCGCCUGCGAAAUAUGCCAACCUAUCGCCACGUUUUCCAAUUCUACCAACUACAAGCGCCACAUGAUGAACAAGAAUAUUCAUCCCGAUGUUUCUGACGCGGAUGUGGCAAACCGGACAGAAGGAGUCGUCCAUUUCCAACCAACACAUAAGAAAUUUCCAUGUUCCCAAUGCCCCAGGAGUUUCUUCUCGUCCCUCGGCGCCCGCCGACACGAACGCCUCGCGCACGAAUGGGUCCCCGUCCAGCAGCAGUGUCCCCUCUGCUCGAAAAUCUUGCCGAACGCGAAUGUAUUGCAGAGGCACAUGCGCAAACGCCACGUAAGCAGCGGAUCACUCAAAAAAGAGAGCAAUUCCUGCGAAAUGUGUGCGAAAACCUUUGUCACCCCGACCAUCAAGAACCGACACGUGGAAGCGGUCCAUUUCCGGGACAAGACGUCCUGUCCGUACGGCUGUGAAACCGAGAUUGGUUCGGAGGCUGAAUGGGUGACGCAUUUGGAGGGGUGUGAAUCACCAAAAAUGAGUGCAGAAUUGGAGCGCAUUUGCCAAUAUUGUCCAGCCAUGUUUCGCAACAAUCUUCUGCAGAUGGAACAUCGCCUCCGCGUCCAUCCCGAAACCACUUACGCAUGCGCCAUUUGCGAAAGACGAUUCACUUUCAAAAUGCUGGUAAAUAAUCAUCGCUGCGCAGAUUGAUUGAAAAUCAUGAGCGAGAACUUGCCAUUCUUAGCUUAGGUAUGCUUAAAAAUUGAAAAUACUGUUCCUUUUUUUAAAAAUGGAAAAUGAUGUUUUAAAAAAGUGAAUACAUGUACAUAAAUCUGUAUGUGAGACAAUUAGCUUCGUCACUGACUGAACAGAAUGUUAACUCAGAAAAAAAUAAAUAUAAUAUUGGAAAAAAUAUAA
This is a messenger RNA of Folsomia candida, 1709 nucleotides long. RefSeq names its product zinc finger protein 563-like. NCBI's taxonomy places the organism in Eukaryota, Metazoa, Arthropoda, Collembola, Entomobryomorpha, Isotomidae. The record is from RefSeq and is a predicted model, not a curated record. The coding region runs from base 723 to 1502 and encodes 259 amino acids. Gene Ontology annotation, molecular function: chromatin insulator sequence binding. The transcript is spliced from 6 exons. Gene Ontology annotation, biological process: regulation of transcription by RNA polymerase II. Gene Ontology annotation, cellular component: chromosome.